Messenger RNA from Acromyrmex echinatior (Panamanian leafcutter ant), 540 nucleotides. Its product is annotated as histone-lysine N-methyltransferase SETMAR-like. Gene Ontology annotation, molecular function: DNA topoisomerase binding; double-stranded DNA binding; single-stranded DNA endonuclease activity. Lineage: Eukaryota; Metazoa; Arthropoda; Insecta; Hymenoptera; Formicidae. Gene Ontology annotation, cellular component: site of double-strand break; condensed chromosome; nucleus. Gene Ontology annotation, biological process: DNA integration; replication fork processing; double-strand break repair via nonhomologous end joining. The record is from RefSeq and is a predicted model, not a curated record.
AUGGUAGAUAUGGGACUACAACGAGAGGAAGCGAGAGAGCAUGAGGAAGAGACGUAUUACUACGAUAAAGGCAAGAACGCUGCACAGGCUUAUGAAAAAAUUUGUGCUAUUUACGGUGAAGAUACUCUAUCAAAAUCAAUAACACGGAAAUGGUUCGCUUGUUUUCGUACUGGAAAUUUCGAUGUGAAAGAUAAAUCUCGCUCCGGUCGACCAAUCACUAAAAAAUCCGAUGAAAUCAUGAAAAAAGUCGAGCGUGAUAAGUACUGUGGAGAUUGUCAGGGAACUAGGCACGACUACAAAACAGUUUUAAAUCAUUUACACAAAGCUGGAUACAAAAAGAAGCUCGAUGUUUGGAAUGAAUUUGAGCCAUUUCUGAAGAGAAUGAUAAUUGGUGAUGAAAAAUGGAUCACGUACGACAAUCGAACUCGCAAAAGAUUGUGGAUAAAGGAAGGAGAGAAGGCACAAGUAAUCGCAAAAUCUGGAUUGACGACGAAGAAGGUUGUGUUUGUGGUGGAAUUGGAAGGGAAUCGUUCACUAUGA